Molecule: messenger RNA, 894 nt
Organism: Ustilaginoidea virens
Lineage: Eukaryota; Fungi; Ascomycota; Sordariomycetes; Hypocreales; Clavicipitaceae
Exons: 2
Coding region: 1-894 (297 amino acids)
Biological process (GO): phosphatidic acid biosynthetic process
Cellular component (GO): endoplasmic reticulum; membrane
Molecular function (GO): 1-acylglycerol-3-phosphate O-acyltransferase activity
Source: RefSeq, a predicted model, not a curated record
AUGGCCCGCCUCGCCGACUACCUCGUCGCCCUGCUCGCCGGCUACGCCUGCCUCACGCUUCUCCUGUUCGCGGCCUCGCGCGCCGUCCCCCGCGCCGGCUUCGCCGCCCGCGCCCUCGCCGCCUACGCCUCCCUCGUCGCCUGCGCCCUCUUCGGCGUCGUCGCCUCCGCGGCCCUCACCCUCGCCGGCCGCCAGGGCAUCGCGCAGUGGGCCACCGCCCGCGCCUUCCGCCACGUCAUGGCCCUGGCCACCGGCGUCGUCUUCGACGUCGACGACCCGGCCGACGCGCUCGGCUCCGUCCGCCCGGCCGUCUUUGUCGGCAACCACCAGUCCGAGCUGGACGUGCUGAUGCUGGCCGCCCUCUUCCCCAAGUGGUGCAGCGUCACCGCCAAGUCGGACCUCAAGCACGUCCCCGUCCUGGGCUGGUUCAUGCGCCUCAGCGGCGCCAUCUUCAUCGACCGCCGCAACUCGCGCGACGCCCGCCACGCCAUGGCCGGCGCCGCCCGCGAGAUCCUCACCAAGCGCCAGAGCGUCUACAUGUUCCCCGAGGGCACGCGCAGCUACGCCCGCGAGCCGGGCCUGCUGCCCUUCAAGAAGGGCGCCUUCCACCUCGCCGUCCAGGCCGGCGUGCCCAUUGUGCCCUGCGUCGUGGCAAACUACAGCCACGUCUUCCACCUCCAGAGCAUGGUGUUUCGGUCGGGGAGGAUCCCCGUCAAAGUGCUGGACCCCAUCCCCACAAAGGGCCUUUCCGCCGCCGACGUCGACGAGCUCACCCGCACCACCCGCGAGCUCAUGCUCAAGGAGCUCUUGUCCCUGACCGAAUCGGCUCAGGGACGUCCCGUUGCCGACGAGCCCUCGGGAAGCAGCUCCUCUGUCGACACCAAAUCCCUCUGA